AUGGCCAGCCGAUCCAGUGCCAUCCGGGCUCUUCAACAGUUUACUUCCUGCGAUAUUGGUGAUGCGCUAGUUAAGCUUAAAGUGCCCUGUGGUGGCUACUUAUCGGGAUUAAAAAUGUUCUCUCCUGGGCCGACGAGCCCGAAAGCAAAGAUCUUCGGCCCUGCCUACACGGUCCGCAUGGUCCAUGCCAACGACAAAACCGCGCCCUCCCCCCAGCGUCAUUUUGUCGAUAACAUACCUCGAGAUAGCGUCGUCUUCGUUUCGCAGCCAAAAGGAUUGAUCAGCGCCUGUUGGGGCGGCCUGAUGAGCACCCGCGCCAAGAAACAAGGUGCAGCUGGGGUCGUUAUUGACGGCCGCUUCCGAGAUAUCAAUGAGCAUCAAGAGCUGGAUAUGGGCCUCUUCGCGCGUGGAGUCAGCAUCCUAGGGUCAAAUACUUUCACCAGGUCGUCAGAGCUGAACGUGCCAGUCGCGUACGAGAAUCGCGAAAUUGGCGAAGAGGUGGUCAUUAACCCAGGAGACUAUGUGCUGGGGGAUGUAGACGGUGUGGUGGCAGUACCGGCGGACAAGGUGGAGGACUGCGUCCGACUUUGCCAAGAGCGUUUUGAGAUUGAUGAGGAGACCCGGUUGUGUUUAGAAAGGGGGGAAGAGAUGGGCCCCACGAUCAAGCGAUUAAGGAAAUAG
Messenger RNA from Aspergillus nomiae NRRL 13137, 681 nucleotides. RefSeq names its product RraA family protein. Lineage: Eukaryota; Fungi; Ascomycota; Eurotiomycetes; Eurotiales; Aspergillaceae. The record is from RefSeq and is a predicted model, not a curated record. Bases 1 to 681 code for a protein of 226 amino acids. The transcript is spliced from 2 exons.